AUGUCGUCCUUGAUCCCUCUCAUCAGCGACUUGCUUCCCAUGAUCAUCUCAUCCUCCUCGGUUCACAUCACAAAAGCAACAACGCUACGCGCGCCCGAUACAACUCCAGAACCAGGCCCCGCCAAAGAGGCCGAUGCCAUUGUCAGCAAAAGCGAUAAGCUCUGUGCUUCUGAUACCAUUAUUUACACAACCUCCGGCACCGGAGUUCUACUUGUCAGCCCGGGCGCGGCGCAAGAGGUCAAGCGACAUGAUAUGGAAGCCGGAGACUUCGCAUUCGUUCCGGCUUGGACGGAACACCAGCUGCUUAACGAAACAGAUCAAGAGAAUGCGUGGGUCAUCACCCGCAGCGGCUCGCAGCCGGUGGUAGUAGGCCUAACAGACUGGGGUGGUGACCGAGCCAAAUGA
Messenger RNA from Colletotrichum aenigma, 405 nucleotides. RefSeq lists its product as uncharacterized. The transcript is spliced from 2 exons. The record is from RefSeq and is a predicted model, not a curated record. Bases 1 to 405 code for a protein of 134 amino acids. Lineage: Eukaryota; Fungi; Ascomycota; Sordariomycetes; Glomerellales; Glomerellaceae.